Messenger RNA from Drosophila innubila, 1583 nucleotides. It is a transcript of the gene Cyp309a1, whose product is annotated as probable cytochrome P450 309a1. The transcript has 6 exons. Gene Ontology annotation, molecular function: heme binding; oxidoreductase activity, acting on paired donors, with incorporation or reduction of molecular oxygen; monooxygenase activity. The coding region runs from base 44 to 1561 and encodes 505 amino acids. The record is from RefSeq and is a predicted model, not a curated record. Lineage: Eukaryota; Metazoa; Arthropoda; Insecta; Diptera; Drosophilidae.
UCUCAGUUUAUUUCCAUUGCGAUUAGUUCUGUUCGUCGUCGCUAUGUGGACACUGAUCGCUUUAUUGCUUGGACUCGUGCAUGUCUCCUUUGCGUUGGUCUAUUUGUAUCUGACCUGGUUUCAUACUUAUUGGGAUAAACGAGGUCUAGUUACAGCCAAGCCAAUUACCCUCUUGGGCAGCUAUCCAGGCCUUUUUGGCGGUAGCACCACUUUCAUAGGAGAUUUGGGAAAGAUCUAUAACAAAUACAAAGGAAAACACCGAGCUGUGGGCGUAUUUUUGACACGACAACCUCAAAUUCUCGUGCUCGAUCCGGCACUGGCCCAUGAGGUCCUGGUAAAGAACUUUAGUGAUUUUCGAGAUACUGUGACCAGUAGUUAUGUGACGCAUUCCAAGGACUACGACAAGUAUGUAGCAAGGAAUCCCUUCUUUAGUGCAGGCGACGAAUGGAAGAAGCGUCGCACAGAUGGAGGAGCUGGUCUGACAUCAAAUAAAUUAAAGCAAGCUUAUGUCAUCUGGGAGCAAACUGGAAAGACGCUGCUCGACUAUAUUGGAAGGUCCAUCGAGGAGCGGGCAGACACUGUUAUCGAGACAAGAGAUCUGUGCUAUCGUUAUACAGCCCAAGCCAUGGGUGAUUUCAUCUGGGGCAUCGACGCGGGCUCCUUGAGUUGCGGCAUCAAUGAGACUAGCCAAUUUCAAAAGCUUACCACGGCCUGGGCCUACAAUGCUUUCCAGAACAUGAGGAAUUUCAACAAAACCGCCAUUGCUCCCAUUAUGCGUCGAAUGUUCAGAAUGCGUUUCUUUACCCAAGAAUCAAAUGAUAUAUAUCUGAAACUCACGCAAGAUGCUGCAAAACUGCGUCAAAGUGGCAGUGGCACCUCUCGCAAUGAUUACCUCUCCCAUUUGUUGCAAUUGCAACAGAAGGGUGCGACUGAUGAUGAUAUGGUGGGUCAUGCUCUAACCCUGCUCAUGGAUGGUUUUGAGACCUCCGGCGCUGUGCUCUAUCAUUUUCUCUACACGCUGGGCGAGUAUCAAGAGCAACAGGAAAAGUUGAGAGCUGAAAUCUUAAAUGCCCUAGAGACUGAUAAGAUAAUCACCUAUGAGCAGCUCAAUGCUCUACCUUAUCUCGAUCAGUGUGUUAAUGAAUCCAUGCGUUUGACCAGCGCAAUUGGUUUCUUUAUUAAAAUCUGCACAAAGCCCACAACUAUAGAUCUGGGUGAUGGAAAGAUUUUGAAUGUAGAGCCGGGCAUUACAGUGGCCAUUCCCACCUAUCACUUACAUCACGAUGAAGCUUUCUAUUCAGAUCCCAUGACGUUUAAGCCUGAACGCUUUGAUAAUGAUGCUGCCAGUGAAUUCACCAAGCGGGGUUGCCUUUUGCCUUUUGGCGAUGGUCCGCGUAUUUGUAUGGGCAUGCGUAUGGGACUAUUGAAUGUUAAAAUGGCUGUGGUGCAAAUAUUAUCGAAAUACAAAGUCGAGCAAACUACAAAGUUGCCUCUCAGCUCGGACUCAGGCCUUGGAAUCUUUUUGGAAGGUGAUGUUAAUUUGAAAUAUACCAAAUUAUAAUAAAUAAAGCACAACAUUUCAA